AAGAAUAGGAAUGCCCCUGAUGCCCCAGGGCCUCCUGAGGUGCUCUCCCUGCUGAGGAGCAUAUGCAAUUUGUGGUGUCUGCUUCUCACUGUCUGCCCAUUGCAUAACCCUUCUUCGUGCCUAGCCUUUGUCCCAAACGUGCUGUCCCUGCUGCUCUCCGAAAUGGCAGCAAGGGUGAGAAGCAAACCGUUCCUACCCUCCCACCCUCCUUUUUGCCUCAGAGAAGCUGUUUAAACAUCUCAUGAGAGAUGGGUAGCAGUGGUACCCCGAUGAGCGGGUGCUCUGCGGCUGGUGUUGCCCAACAGACAAGCAGUGAUAGCAGCACUGUGCCCUUUGGGUUAGGGGCUCCUGAUUCUUGGAAUGCCACACUGCUGUCUCAGCAAACCUUUGUUGCUGCUUCUCCUGUUUCCCGUCUCACAAUUCCAGGUGGACCAGCUCACUGCCUCCCUGGCUGCACAGAGCUGACCUGGGGAGCGGGCUGGGAGAGGCUGGGCAGGCAGCACAGAUGGCAGGGAGCAGGGCUGCCCUGUUGGGAAAGCUCUCAAGUGCUUGGGAUGUUGUCGGGGUGAGCGUGGUCCAACUGGAGGAGCUCAGCUUGAUGAGAGGAGAAGGGAGGUCGAAAGGGGGAGUGUUUAAAAACGUCUGCUCUGCGGAAAUUAGGAGCGAGCUUACAUUGGAAAAUUUGCGUGGCCCUCUGAGGAGUUACUGUACUAAAUUUGGAAAGCAGAAUUGGUCUUCAAAGUAUGAAACAAGGGGAUUUCAGUCUUGCUUUAAAUGCAAACCUCAGCGCAGUCUGAACUGUGGACUCACUGCUGACGCCUCCAUAGUACAUAUUAAUCCAGUUUUAUCUGUCAUGAGGAGAUGUGUUGAUUAGAGCCUCUAGGUAAAGGCUGCUCAUGGGCUAUGGUUGCUCCUUCCAGGCCGUGGGCUGGAAAAAUUAGCUCCAUGCCUUGCCUGGAGCGCUUGGGCUGUGUGUAAUUUCGCUGCCACCUUCGUCUCAGAAUUCAAUUUGGUUUUCCACACAAAGCCCGUUUAUGUAGAUGUAUGUAGAUUCGAUGCAGAGAUGGAUGUCUUUCAGAGAAAAUGGGUAUUCCCGUAGCAGUUAUAUAAACAAAUUGAUUUGUGGUAUUGAUAAGAAAAAGACAACAUCAUUUGAAGCAGGAGGGUAGGAACGGUUUGCUGAAGUGCUGCUGAUCUGUGGGCCGUUAGUGUUGUCCUGUCAAAGUCUGCAUGGAAUUGGAGGGUUUUUCUAAGAACUUCCGAGAAGUAAUGACAGCUUUUAGAAUACAGGAUUAUGUGCUGCUUCAAGAAUUUCCUUAAGCAGUGUGCCUCGUUUCCUUAUUGCUGCUCCCAUCUUGGAGUGUAGACAGUACUGAACUGUUGUUCUGCAAUGAAUGAUUUUAUACAGUUCAGCUCUAUGUCUAAAAACACGCAGCUCUUUGGCAUUCCAGUUGCACCUUGAGUUUCCAAGCACACAGCCUGGUAGGUGUAGGUCUCAGCAGCAGGCCCUUGGGGUGACUGCUUACAUCCAACAGCUACUGCUGUCAGUUCUGCUCUGCAGAACUUUAAAGGACAAGAUGUGCAGCUCUUUUAUUUUUCAGGCCUUUAUUUUCUUCCUGGGGAGAUAGUUGGUAUGUAUCCUAUCACUGCCACACGCAUCUUUGUGAACUUUGUUGGCCGACUAAUUUUGAUUUUUGUUAGUAGAUACGUAAAGAUAUAUUCAUUCCUCUGCCAGUCCUGUGCUGAGGGUAUAUUUUUUUUGCGUUUCAUUAAACUGGCUUCCCCCCGUUGUGUUCUCCAGCUGCAGAUUUUGGGGUGCUACUAUGUUUUCUAUUGAAGCAUGAUGUGAUAGCAGAGGCACAGUAAUGCUAGCAGACCAGUUGUGUGUUUUAGUUCUGUUACCUUCAGAACCAACUGCAAAUUGCAUGCGUUAGGUCUUAUCGAUUGGUGGUUUAGCUUAAUACACUAAUACUGGAAAUUAUCUGCUUGUAGUUGUGAAAGCCGCUGUGUAAGUGUGAGAUCUUAGAGUUCUCUGAAGGGUUUCUUAUUUGUGGGAUUAUUGUGGAUAACGUGGGUUUUACAGUAACACCGUUCUCCCAAGCUGAAACCUGUACAAAUGGCUUUCCUGCAGCAACAAGGACAGGCGACUGCUGCUGUUUGUCUCUUGGGAGCUUUUGGAGUGCAAUUGCUGUAUAGCCGAGUGCUAUUUCAUCUCGUAGCUAUCGAUGAUCCACUGCUGUUAGCAAAUGAAACAGGUUCUGUCAUCCGUGAUGGCGUCAGCGCUACCCAGAACCCUUGGGGAACUGCAGCUGUAUCGAAUACUACAAAAAGCAAAUCUCUUGUUCUACUUCGAUGCCUUCAUUCAGCAGGGUGGUGAUGACGUCCAGCAGCUCUGUGAAGCCGGUGAAGAGGAGUUUUUGGAGAUAAUGGCUCUGGUAGGCAUGGCGAGCAAGCCGCUUCACGUGCGACGGUUGCAGAAGGCCCUGAGGGACUGGGUGACAAACCCUGGUCUUUUUAACCAGCCUCUCACUUCCUUACCAGUCAGCAGCAUUCCGAUCUAUAAACUGCCAGAAGGGUCUCCUGCGUGGCUGGGGAUAUCCUGCAGUAGUUACGAACGGAACAGCGCUGCCAGAGAGCCUCACUUGAAGAUUCCAAAAUGCGCUGCCACAACUUGCGUGCAGAGCGUGGGUGCGAGCAAAUCUGAUGUGGUGGGGAGCUUAUCACUACAGAGCAGCAGCGAGCCGAGGCUCUGGCAAGGACACCACACGACAGAGAGCGAGCAUAGCCUUUCCCCGGCUGACCUCGGCUCUCCCGCUUCACCAAAGGAGAACAGCGAGACGCUGGAUGCCGCUGCUGCUCUGUCAGUUGCUGAAUGCGUAGAACGUAUGGUUCCCUCCUUGCCCAAAAGUGACUUGAAUGAAGUCAAGGAGUUACUGAAAACAAAUAAGAAACUGGCAAAGAUGAUUGGUCACAUCUUUGAGAUGAGCGAUGAGGACCCUCACAAAGAGGAGGAAAUCAGGAAGUACAGUGCAAUAUAUGGCAGAUUUGACUCAAAAAGAAAGGAUGGCAAGCAUCUUACUCUCCACGAGCUAACAGUUAACGAAGCAGCUGCUCAGCUGUGUGUGAAAGAUAACGCGCUGCUGACCAGGAGAGAUGAACUCUUCGCGCUAGCUCGGCAAAUCUCUCGAGAAGUUACGUACAAGUAUACUUACAGGACCACCAAAUCUAAAUGUGGAGAAAGGGAUGAACUGUCACCAAAGAGAAUCAAAAUAGAGGAUGGUUAUCCUGACUUCCAGGACGCAGUCCAAACGCUCUAUCAGCCAGACAAAAUGCCGCUUGCUUUGGCUAAGGGAAAGAGUGAGGAUUCGGCAGCUCUGAAUUCCCAGUCUGAAAAGGUGAUGGCAAAACAGAUGGAGUUUCUUUGCAACCAGGCUGGAUUAGAGAGACGUCUUUCCACAGGGUGUUACAGGCAAAACUCAGAAGAGCACAGCCCCAAUGGCAUGUCAUUAGAUAAUGUUGAUGGACAAGGUGAAAGGCCGCUGAAUCUCCGGAUGUCAAAUCUUCCCAGUAGACAGUUGCAGCACAUUUCACUUGAUGGAGAGCAGCAUGUUGGAAAACCUCUGUGCAGUGAAUUGAUCCGGCUUUACCCUGGUGGUGAGGCUAAGUCCCAGUCCUCAGAAGGCCUUGGUAUCUUAAAGGAUUUUCCUCACUCAGCUUUUAACAACAUUGAAAGGAAGGUCAUCAAAACAGAACCUGAGGACACAAGAUAGUCAUCCUGUUCUGGAAACCAGUGUCAUUAUAAGGAGUGAAACUUCACGAGAGAAGGAAAAACAGCCUUAAUAACCAGUGUUGCCUCAUUCAAAUAAGAGAUUUCAAUAGCCAAAGCAUAAGAACUGGUCCAGUAAUCUGUGGAAACAGAAAAGCAAAAGACACUGCAAACUAAACAGUAAUACAGGUGGAUAAACAUUCCUGUUAAAGUUGGUUUUAUAACGUGGAAAGAUUCACAAAUUAAUAUUGUGGGUCUACAUUAUUUAAGAAUGUAUUAUGUAUUUGUAUAACUUAUCAAAGUAAAUCUAGAUGUUGGGACAUGUAUAGAGUCUAGUAGAUGUGGCUACAGUUCAUUUUACUUGAAAUUUCAGUGUCUACUUUAAGUGUACCUAGCAUAGACCUGGUUGUUAAACAUUAGAAUUACAAAUCCUUGAAGAAGUAGGAGCGUGAACAUCGUGGCACAGUAAACAGCAAGUUUGCAACAGUGUUUGUAGGAGAAAAGGAAGAUGGAAAAUGUAUCUUCUGGUUUAAAAUGUUAUGUGGGUAUAGCGUUCGGUAGACCUAGAGCCCGGUUCUGUAUCAUAGCAGAUGUUCUUGACACUUACUAUUGUUACAUCACUUUUAAUGGUUUCAGCAGCCUUUGUAUAGUGCAUUUACAGUAGACUACCUAUCUACAGUUCAGGAGUGUAGAACAUGCCAAUUAAAAUAUGGAAGAGUCCAUAUUAGAGGUUCCCAAUUUGAUGUGAAAAAUGUAACCGUUGGAUAUACCUUCAGUUUAUCAGUCAGUUUCAGUACAAUUGCUGAAGUUGCUCCUGAUAUGCAGAAACAGUAAGAUCUUUUGGAGGAGAGAGACGAGGGACGACGUCUUCAGAAUGUGACUCCUUAUCAAGUGUUGUCCAGCCCACGUGAUUCUAUGAAUACACCGUAUACUGCAUACAGUAUGCCAAUACGUUUCUUUAUGUAUGUGUUGAAGUAACAUCCGUAUUCUUUAUUUAUUUGACAGUUUUUAUUUUUUUUUUGUACGUUUUCACUUUUGCAGAUGUCAUUUUAUCUAAGGACAAAUAAUGGGCUUAAAACGUUGGAGUUUCCCAUGCUGCGUUUGUGUGCAUCCAUCUUUCCUCUGUGCACCUCCCGCGUUAAGGAUUGCUUUCCUGCAGUCAGAAUAGUUACAUGCCUUAGUUUCUGAAUGCAGUUUUUUUCCUACAGCGUUUUCUGGAGGAGUGAAGGAGGGUUAAAGGACAUAAGUUACCGUGCAAUGGGUAGAUUUCCACGUUCAGGUGUGUAUUUCAUGUCUGCAGUUGGCUCUGUGUCGUAGCUGUGUAUUAAUUCAGUCACAGUCCAUCGUGCUCAAGUGCUCAGCGAAAUGUGAGCUGAAAUGUCUACACUGCAGUCUCUUAUCACUGUAAACAUACCUAAUUAUUUUAUCACUUUUGACUUGUGGAACAAAGCUUUAUAGUAGAAACACCGGUAAACAACUUUUUAUACUAUUAAAAUGGGGUUUUUUUUAAUUGUUUCUUGAACUGUAUGGUACUGUUUCACUUCCUGAAGUAUCUUACUUCAAGUGAUGGAGUUUGCAGCUUUGCUGUUAGAAAUAAGAGAUUGAAUGUGUAGUUAUAUUUCCUCUUUCCUGUUGUGUGAGCUAGUAGUAUGGAUAAUUCUUUGGCUUGUAACGUUAGCCAGUGCACUGGUUAGUAGCUGAGUAGUUUUCAUAAGAAUAUAUGGAACUUGCUAAAGGACAGCUUAAGGUUUGAACUAUACAGCUUGAGUAAUAGAGCAGCAAGCCUUGAGACAUUCAGGAAAUGCUCUUUUUGUCACCAUCUCAACUGUUGUGCGUGGAUCACAGAAGAAGCUCUUAAGCCUGCUGGUCUUUUCAGUUGGAGUGAGAGGAAGGAGGAAGAACAGCAGCACGCUGUUUCAGUUGAGUCCAGAACUUAUUUUGUAAACACUAAUGUAUUAAAUUUGCUAUAAAUUAAAGAACAUAACAGUUAUAUUUUCGAGUUGUAAAUACAGUACUCUGUGUCACCACCCCUUGGUUAUCUCUAGAACGAUAUUUCAGUUUAGAAGUCCAACAGGCCAUUUCAGUCUCAGCAAGCUGGAAGCAAUUUUUUUACUGGUUUGCAGCUCUACCUUUUUUGUUUUGUUUUUUUUUAAACCCUGAGAGUGGAGAUGGGGAGGAGGGUGGGGGGGUUUAAUACAUUCCACAAUUGCACAUAAGUUUGGUAAUAGCAGAUAUUCAAGCGUUGGUCUUUCCAUGACAAGGGUCUUGGUGGACUGCAACUUGGCUGUUCAGUGGAGUCGGGGAAGGUUCACCCGCAUCUGCUCUGGGCAGGUUGCUGGAUUCAGGGUACUCUGGAUCAGAGGCCAGCCCUGCAAAUGAUGCCUGUUCUUAUUCACAUGUUUAUAUUGUUGCUACAAAAUAAAAUUCACCGUGAGAACUC
Molecule: messenger RNA, 6206 nt
Organism: Lagopus muta (rock ptarmigan)
Lineage: Eukaryota; Metazoa; Chordata; Aves; Galliformes; Phasianidae
Gene: NAB1
Product: NGFI-A binding protein 1
Exons: 8
Coding region: 2247-3770 (507 amino acids)
Biological process (GO): negative regulation of DNA-templated transcription
Cellular component (GO): nucleus
Molecular function (GO): transcription factor binding; transcription coregulator activity
Source: RefSeq, a predicted model, not a curated record